CCGUCCUUCACCUUCGUUCUUUAUUCGAGAAAAUCUCAAAAACCCUAACCCUAAUUCGUUCCAUUUCUCCCUCAAACCCUAGAAAUCAUCCUCUAAUGGCUUCUCAGCAUCCAAAAUCUUUGGUUUAGUGGGUUGGGUUUCUUGUGAAUUUGGUGUUUUUUUGUUUUUUUGUUUUUAUUUUUUUAUUUUCGGAAGAGAUUGUCUCGAUUUUUGCCUUGGCCGAUUGGGAUGAUCUACACUGCGAUCGAUACGUUUUACCUCACGGAUGAGCAGUUGAAGAACUCGCCGUCGCGGAAGGAUGGCAUUGAUGAGGCCACGGAGACCACGCUGAGGAUCUAUGGGUGUGAUCUCAUCCAGGAGAGCGGAAUUCUUCUCAGAUUGCCUCAAGCUGUGAUGGCAACUGGGCAGGUACUCUUUCAUCGAUUUUAUUGCAAGAAAUCGUUUGCCCGUUUCAGUGUUAAGAGGGUUGCCGCAAGCUGUGUGUGGUUGGCUUCGAAGUUGGAAGAGAGUCCUAGGAAGGCAAAGCAAGUUAUCAUCGUGUUCCAUAGGAUGGAGAUCCGCAGGGAGAAUUUGCCACUUGAAUAUUUAGAUGUCUUCUCUAAGAAGUACUCUGAGUUGAAGAAUGAUCUGAUCAGAACAGAGCGACAUUUGCUUAAGGAGAUGGGUUUCAUCUGCCAUGUUGAACAUCCUCAUAAGUUCAUAUCCAACUACCUUGCAACACUUGGAACCCCGACAGAGUUGAGACAGGAAGCUUGGAACUUAGCCAAUGACAGUUUGCGGACCACUCUCUGUGUUCGAUUCAAGAGUGAAGUGGUAGCAUGUGGCGUGGUAUAUGCAGCAGCUCGUCGGUUCCAGGUACCACUCCCUGAAAAUCCACCAUGGUGGUUAGUCUUUGAUGCAGAUCUCUCUGGCAUGCAAGAGGUUUGCAGAGUCCUCGCGCAUCUCUACAGUCUUCCGAAAGCACAAUAUAUUGCAGUAUACAAAGACAAUGAUUCCUUCACAUCAACUAAUAAAAAUCAAGAUCCCCAAGCUCAAGCAUCUAAGGAAACUGUGUCUAACGGUGGUGGAAAUGAUAAUGGCACUCCGAACUUGGUAGCUGAUAAUCAAGAUGACAGCUCAUCUAAAGAUGUGUUAUUGAAAGCAGCCCUAGACAAGUUGGAGUCGAAGAAAAAUGAUGAUGAUACUACCAAAAGUGUGCCUGCUGAAGACGAUACUAAAGAGGAGCCGGUUGCAAAACCCAAGGGUGAUCAGAAAUCUGAUGCUAACAUGGAAAAGAACCGGGAUAGAGAAAGGGAAAGAUCUAAAGCUAGAGAUCGUGAUGGCAGGGGUAGAGACUCGGAUCGUGACAGCAGAGGUAGAGAUUCUGACAGGGACCGGGAACGAGAGAAGGAUUCUGAGCGGGAUAGAGAAAAGGCCAAAGAGAGGAGUCACCGUGCAAAGGACAAGAGUACAGGGCAUCCGGAGAAAUCCCGGCAUCAUUCAUUGCGAGAACGCAGUGAAUACCACAGCUCACACUCAUACCGUGACAAGGAUCGACACAGACACCACUAUACAUGAAAUAAAAGGCAGUUUUGUCCUUUGUAACGUGUAAACAAGUAAUAUUUGCAUCAUCGAUGAUCGUGGUGAGAUGAUGAAAAAUACCGACCUUUUGUUUAUGUGAUUAUUGUUGAAUACUCAAAUCAACUGUAUCACAUUUAGCUUUUGAUGAUAGUUUUAUUGUUGAAUACCCAAAUUAUCUGUAUCAUGCCUAUCUUUUGAUGAUAGUUUUUUUUUUUUUGAAUACCGAAAUUACCUGUAUCUCUUUUGUGAUAAUGUUCAACUAAGGAAAGCCUGCAUAGAUUUUGUUU
Molecule: messenger RNA, 1847 nt
Organism: Dioscorea cayenensis subsp. rotundata (Guinea yam)
Lineage: Eukaryota; Viridiplantae; Streptophyta; Magnoliopsida; Dioscoreales; Dioscoreaceae
Product: cyclin-L1-1-like
Exons: 8
Coding region: 229-1557 (442 amino acids)
Biological process (GO): regulation of transcription by RNA polymerase II
Cellular component (GO): nucleus
Molecular function (GO): cyclin-dependent protein serine/threonine kinase regulator activity
Source: RefSeq, a predicted model, not a curated record